GUCGUUGCCGCAGUGCUUCGUGGGCACACGCACACCACUUGCGUUUGCCACCACACGCGCUUCUGGUAAAGAAACGCGGCGUUUAAUCUUCAACACUACACGACCACACAGUCUAUGCUCUAACGUUGCCACGGUCGGUUGUAGCUGCAAAUUGGCACGGUGUUUUCAGUCGCGGCGCUCGUAAGCGUUGGUUUGAAAAGUUUUGUUCUUCUGCGUGAUGCAGUUUUACGCAUCCCAAAACCCAAUAAGUGACGAAACGCAUCAACAUUAGGUGUGAUAAAUUAAACAAAAUGUGUAUCGGGCAGGAAUCGUGGAUGGUUUAAUGGUGCUGAUGAUGCUUGUGGCCUUUGUACGGUGUACGGUGAAGUGCUUAAGCUAGACGAAUUGUGUGGUGCCCCAUCGAGUGUUGAUCGUGGUAAAACGUAUUGAAGAAGGCUCGCUGGUGUGGUUGGAUGAGAUUUAUUUUUAAAAAAGAACCUCCACCGGUGGAGAUACCGUGUACCCAGCGCAGUGAUCUUAGGUUGUUGCUCCAGCAUCAACAAACACAUGUAAUGGAAGCUGAUGCUAAAAGAAAAAGGUGAAGAAAAGGUGCUUCGCUUAAGCGAAAUAGUUGAAACGUAUUAAGAAGGUGAAACAAAAACGUGUUUUUAUAAUCCACUAAAUUGUGCAAGUGUGUGAAGGUUGGGUAAAAUUAAACACAAAAAGUGUUGCAUUUAUAGCGGAGAAACAAAAAAACCCCGAGGAGCAAUAACAUAUUCCUUACGCGUGCAAUAUUUUGCAAAACCAAUUCUACAAAGCACAUCUCAUAAAAGAAAAAGCCACAAAACUUUCUAGAGCAAUAGAUUGCCCCAUCAGUCGCGCUCUUAAUCAACAGCAACGGUGAGAUUUAAAUGAUCGGAGAGGUGAACCAUUAUGUGGACGUUUUGUUUUACGUCAUCUUACAUUUACGCUCUUUAAGAAGUGAAUCGUUUUAUGCUGCAAAUUUUCCUUUGCGGAUGAAGUUACAGAUGUCCAGGCUUCAAGUGAUUCCGUAAAACCGUUCCAUGCUAGGUUAUUCGUGCUACGGUCCAAAGCUGAUAGUGUGCCAGAGUGGUGUGGUCGGUAACUACGCUGUGCGGUUAGUGAAAUAUGGCAGUAAAUUACAAAUUAUCCAUAAAUAGUGGUAUAAUGAAGCAAUAAUAAAGCGGAGCUGUUUAGCGGUAAGCCACCAAAAAACCCGGCGGUGAGCAGUGAGUGGGCAAGAUUGUUGUAAAGAUCUGGUACGUACGUGCUGCUGCGAGAGGUUUUACUUUCGACAGACAACGGCACAACGGUUCUGGCAAGAAUAGAAAAUAGUGGUGAAAAGCGCGGUUCGGUGUUGGGUGGUUUGGUUGGUAAAAUUGGAAAAUAUUGCUUCGUGUUAGGAGUCGACUUCUUCACUGCCGCCACAACUUCUGGCGAUCUUGUGGCGAUCUACAGUUUAAACGUACCAAGACGAAUCCCCCCCGUUCCCGGUAAAGGUAUAUCUUUCCGGUGGGAUUAAUUUUCUUCGUGCACCGGUGGGUUUUUGCGAUGGGUGCCGGUACCCUGUGCCGGACGUCGUUCGGCCCAGCAGCAAAGACACCUCGGACCACCUUCGUCAGCAGGAUGGCUUCGGUGUUGUUGUUGGUGUUAAUGUCAGCACUCAUCUCCGCUACGAUGGAAAACAUUGAGGAUGAUCGUAGAUAUAUAUCAGCCAAUGAUCUGCUUUUGACUGCGAAUCGGUUUAUGGAUCCUAAUGUGACUUCAUAUUCCCGAAUGUUGGUCGAUGUAGCCGGUGAUCAAAUUAUCGUUGGAGCAAGAGAUAAUCUGUUCCGGUUUUCAAUGGGUCUGGAAGAGAUCGAGCGAGCACCCUGGGAGGUGCCGGUCAGUAUGCAUGGUCUAUGCGUACAGAAGGGUCAAACGGAGGAGGCCUGCCAUAACUACGUGAUGGUGUUACAAAACUUCGGUAGCCAGCUGUACGCCUGUGGUACUCACGCCUUCAAUCCACGGUGCACCGUACGCCAUAUGGAGGACCUUUCGGUGACCAGAAACGAUGACGGUGUGGCCAAAUGUCCGUUCAAUCCGAACGCUAACAUGACCGCACUAAUAUCCGAAACGGGUCAACUGUUCGUCGGUUCGGCAACUGAUUUCUCCGGGCUCGAUUCCGCCAUUAUGCGAUCGGAUAUUUUGGAGAAUAAUUCACGCAUCUUGCGCACCGUCCAGUACAAUUCUCUCUGGCUGAACGAACCACAGUUUGCCGGGAGUUUUGAGCAUGGUGGAUUUAUUUAUUUCGUGCUGCGGGAAGCUGCAGUAGAGUAUAUGAACUGCGGGAAGAUCAUCUACUCGCGGAUAGCACGCGUUUGCAAGAAUGAUCCCGGUGGUACGUUAGGCAUUCUGAAGGACAACUGGACGUCUUUUGUGAAGGCACGUCUAAACUGCUCGCUGCCCGGGAAUUACCCAUUCUACUACAACGAGGUGCAGGGUAUGGUGUAUUCGCAGGAUGAAGGAGUUCUCUAUGCGACCUUUACCACUCCAGACAAUAGCAUCCACGGAUCAGCCAUCUGUGCGUACAACAUGUCUGCCAUACAAAGCGCAUUUGACGGUGCCUUCAAGUAUCAGGAAUCGAAAGGAGCUGCCUGGCGCGGACAGGAAGUUAGCAAUCGGGAUCAUUACGAGUGUCGCGGUGCAGGUGCCACUGGACGUCACAUGUCGCUGAUCGAAUCCUCCAAAUAUCAGCUGAUGGAUCAAGCUAUUCAACCGAUCACGGGACGUCCACUGUACCACACAGCACUGGAACGGUUGAGCCACAUUGCGAUCGAUAUCAUUCCCACCAAGCUGCAUGAGCGUGUACACAUCAUCUACGUCGCGACAGACGCUGGUACGAUCAAGAAGAUCUCGGUAUUGCCCCGCACCAAGGAUACGUGUGUGAUCGAAAUCUGGCAACCGGAAGAACGUCCGGAAACGCGCAUCAAGGUGAUGCAGUACGUGAAGGAUACGGAAUCGCUUUAUGUUGGUACGGAGCGAGCACUCAUGCGCAUUCCGGCGAAUCAUUGCGGCCGUCAUCUGUCGCGGACGAGCUGCCUGAACUCGAUGGAUCCGUACUGUGGAUGGAACGAGCUGCAGGAAGCGUGUACGAUCGCUCCGAACGGUGAUACACUCGCCCGGUACUGGGUACAGAAUGCGACCGAAUGUCCCGUGCUGACAGCACCGGUCGAUGGUGGUUGGUCGGCAUGGUCCGGUUGGUUCCGAUGUGCCCAAUCACCUGGGCAGGCAUCGGCAGGAGGUGCUAGUGCGACAGGUGAAGACUUCGGUCCCAAUGCCGACAGUUGCCUGUGCAGGACGCGUACCUGCAACAAUCCACCACCAAAGAAUGGUGGUCGUGGAUGUACUGGUAUGCACAUUGCCGUUACCAACUGUACCGUGCACGGCGGAUGGACGGAAUGGUCAGCUUGGUCGGCUUGCUCACAAACCUGUGGUAUGGCGGUGAAGACACGUCGGCGUACGUGUGGCAACCCAAAGCCAGCGCACGGUGGACGUGUAUGUGUGGGACCGGAUCGGGCUGAAAUUUACUGCUCGCAUCUUCCACCGUGUCCGGCACCGAAACAACCGCCCGUCGAUGGAGGCUGGGGUCCGUACGGUGAUUUCGGCGAAUGUAGUGCCGUGUGUGGUGGCGGAUUCCGGAUUCGUCGGCGCAAGUGUGACAAUCCGGUACCGCAAAACGGAGGAAUGGAUUGUUCGGGUUGUCACUUUGACUACGAGGUGUGCAAUACACAACCGUGUCCAGAUGUGCGUAAGGCGGGCACUUGGACACCGUGGUUAACGAUGGCCAAUGGAACAGUGCCGAAUGGUGGGUACGUGGAGAAGCGAUUCCGGUUUACUUGUAAAGCUCCGAUAGCGGAUUCAGCUCUGCUCAAGAUUACACCGAAGGAAGAGGUACGCGUGUGCCAGGCGGAUGGAUCCUGUCAGCGAUCGAUUGAUCCGAACGCGCUUGCGACGGGUUUGGCGGGUGGUGAUGACGGUGACGAUGGAUGGAGCGAAUGGAGCUCGUGGAGUCCGUGCAGUGCGUCGUGUGGUGGUGGCUAUCAGCAUCGCACACGAACCUGCGAAAAGCUGGAGUGCGUUGGUUUCAACAAGACACGACGAGCGUGCAACACGCAACCAUGUAGAGGCGAAUGGGGAUGCUGGACGGAUUGGUCACCGUGUUCGGUUAGCUGCGGUACUGGCACGCGGUCCCGAUCGCGCCAAUGUCUGUCGAUGUCGGGCAGCGUUACGCCGGAAAACGAUUGCGAAGGUAAAAGCGUCCAGUACGAAAGCUGCGAUAUGCCGAGCUGUGACUCAUUCCUUGGAUGGGGCGAGUGGAGCGAAUGGUUACCGUGUAAUUCGGACAAUGAGAAGAUCCGCACCCGUACCUGUCUGCAGCCACAUUCCGUCUCGUCCACCGGGGAGCUUAUGUGCCAGGGCAGUGAUCGGGAACUGCGCAAGUGUAACAUCGAGCAAGCAAAUGAUGUUCCACUGCCACCGGCUGCCGUGUACGUGUCAUCCAUUUCGGCCAUUUUGAUCGCUAUCCUGGUAACGAUGCUAGUGUGCUGUGGUGUCAGUAUAGCCGGUACUGUCGUUUUCAUGAACAAGAAAAAGAAAGGCCUGAAAGCGAUCCAGGGUUCGCCGUGCUACGGUUCUUACCCCAACCAAUACUCGUCACUACCGACCAAGGAUGUUAGUAUGGAUUUAAUGUACACCGAUAGCGGACACAAGCCGAAACGACAGUCAUCCUUCAAGGGUUCACGGAACGAUGCGAGUGGAUCGAAGCUUUCCAACGGCACCGGUACGCUGGUGAAAUCGAUCAACGUGAACGGUGGCCCGCUGGGUAAUAACACACCGAAGAUACUGUCGAAAUCGUUCAACGAAACCGAUACGGCCACAAUCAAGCGCAAUUCUCACGGUCCCAACAAUAUCCGACAUGCCCGCCAGCUGGAAAUGGACGAAGACAAGUACUGACCGAACGCCGAUCUGGUGGAUGGAAAUUAAACAGUCAAGCGAUCUGGCUGAGCGAUUCGUACCGAACUGCAAGGUGUAAGAAUGUUGGCCAUUUUUUGCAUAACCGUAGCAGGAUUGUUUUUAGAAAGCGUUUAAAGAUUGACACUAGCUUUUAACAGAAAGUAUUCGGAUUUUACUUAGCGCAACACGACAACAUGUGCGUGUGUAGAUGUAAUAUUGCGGUAAGAUAGAACUUUGCAAUGCCGAUGAGUGCCAUUAGUAUAAUUGUCUUUAUCUCGUACGAUCGUCAAACAAAUUAACAAACAAUUUGCUGUAAGCUAACCAGUUAAAUAGUGUAACGUUGUCGUUUAUGUUUUUAAAUUGUUACAGAAGAAAAGCAAGUAGCGAAACCUCUCUAAAGUAAUUUUUUUUUAAAAUUGUAAACAAGAAAAGACUUAGCUCGUAGAUAAUGUUGUUUUAAGUUUUUUUUUUUAAAUGAGUCUAUGCUGCCUUCUAUACUGCUCGGUACAGGGAAAUCUUAUCCACGUGUCGGGUGCAGUGUUUAAUGGUCGCACAGUACAACAGUAGCUCAUAUUGAGCAGUAGCAAUAGUAGAACCCGUAGCAUUUUUUGUCGACAAUGAUGUCCAGCGCUAGGGAAGUGGUUUAACAUUACGGAAGGGCAUAACAUAACACUUCGGUUGGCAUCGGUCGAAACGGAUAAUCAUAGAGAAGAAGGGCCAAAACGAAACAAUUCAAAAAGACUUAAGCGUUAAAAGACAGUUGUAAGCGCAGUGUGUAGAUUUUAGAAGCAGAACGUGUAGACAGGUAAACCUAAAGCAUUUCGGUUAAGCGUUGUUAAAAAGCUUCCACUAACGAUGUGUUCGAUAUUUCGACGUUGACUUAAAUAUAGUGAUAAACCAAGUAAAAUGUGUAGUAAGCAAUGUUACAGCAAUCAAAACAGUUCUAAAUAAAACGUAAAACCAGCAGUGAAAA
Molecule: messenger RNA, 5968 nt
Organism: Anopheles funestus (African malaria mosquito)
Lineage: Eukaryota; Metazoa; Arthropoda; Insecta; Diptera; Culicidae
Gene: Sema5c
Product: semaphorin-5A
Exons: 10
Coding region: 1552-4995 (1147 amino acids)
Biological process (GO): neural crest cell migration; axon guidance; semaphorin-plexin signaling pathway
Molecular function (GO): semaphorin receptor binding; chemorepellent activity
Source: RefSeq, a predicted model, not a curated record